CAGCAAUCAAUACGCGGGGAGGGCGCGCGCGCGCCGCCCUCGAGAAUGCGGCGACGGCGGCGGCGGCAAGCAAGCCCCCAGUAUUAAACGUGCGCUCGCGUUUCAAACACCGGGUGGCUCGGGUGGACCGCGUGUGGUGACGCGAUGUAACACAAUUUUGUUUCUCUCUCGAAAGAUGGAAACAACGAACGGCACCAAUGCCGAGAUGCUGGCGGCGGCGGCGGCGAUGACCAGCACCACCACCGAGGAUGAACAGAAGAUACAUCAUCACCAUCUGCGUAAGGGCAUGCGGCUGCAGCAUUGGCGCGAUAUGCCCAAGCAUUUGCAGUUCAAUCCUUACAUUCACACCGGUUACCGGCCCCUGCUCACAUUUUGGGGGUGUAUCAACAGCUUGUUCUAUCUGCACAACGAAACAAUUAAUAUUUUAACCCAUGCGAUACCAAUAAUUUAUAUAAUCGCAACGGUGCCACCGCUGAUGCCAUGGACACAAUUAUGGUUCCUGUCGUGGUGUCACGUGAUUGGGUUGGUAUCCCCGUGGGUGGGGAGUUUUCUCUACCAUCUUUUUAUGAAUCUCGACCAAGGGGAGAAGCUUUACUGUCGGCUUCUGCAGAUAGACAUGUUGGGGAUAUGGAUUAAUCAAAGUUUUGGUGCUUUACCAAUGGUGACAGCCUCAACAUACUGUCUUCCAUCUUUGAUACGAUGGUCUUUCAUCGGAAGUUAUGUGCUGUUGAGUCUCUGGGGCCUCUAUAAAGCGUUAACAGCAUGGUCGCCAUGGGAACGUCGUCUGUGCUUCCUGAUGCCGUUCACCCUGCGUGUGAUUUUGUGUUUUCUGCGUUAUUGGGGCUUUGGGGGCGGCGAUCCGGGUGCCUUUACACAUGUUAUACUACAAGAUUUGGUCUCGGCGAUCGGGGGCGUAAUUGGCGCGACGCACAUACCGGAAAAAUGGUUUCCGGGCACGGUAGACAUGUACCUGAAUUCGCACAACAUAAUGCACGUGCUGGUGGUGACGGCGGUUUACUCGAUGCACGUGGCGACAAUCUGUGAUUUACAUUGGUUAACACGUGCAAGUUGCGACGCCGCCCCCAAGCUGUGAUGGCCUCCAACACCUCCAACUCUCAACAACAAUCUCCUUCUCGCGCACUUGCUACUUAUACAGAUGAUAUUUUUAAAUCCACGAGGCGCAUGACACAUGAAAAAUGACAGCAUGACAAAAUGGCUGACGUAGAGGUUAAGGAUGCAAGUCAAUAGAGGCGUUGACGUCAAUUCAUUUUGUUUCUCAUCGAUUUUGAUGUCGAAUUCCAUGCGAAAACAGCGCACAAAUUGAGUUUUAUCACACGCUGUGAUAAUACGUUUAAACCUAACCUAGAAUAGAGUGAAAAAACGGCGCAAUACAUCACGUGACAUGUUUGUUUUUACGUUUCCAUCAUCAUCAACCACUAAAUGAAGCAAUAACCUAGAAGAGAGAGAAUCAUUUCAAUGGCGUCGGUUGGUAUAACUUAGUAAUGAAAUUCACCUGUACCUGGUACUUAUCGAACUUAAUUAAUUAAUUAAUUAAUUAAUGAUUCUUGUUAUAUAGCCUAAAUACCAAAGCUGCUGCUGAUAUUUUAGACGAGCGUGUGUUUUAUGAAUCUGUGAUCUUGUUCUUGUUCGAACCUAUCGAGUAUUCCUAAGUAUAAAUUAUAACCUCACUCAUCCAGUGAUUAGUAAGCAAUUUUAACUUAAUCUUAACCACACUCUCUCACACACCGAACAGAAACAGCUAAAACAAAAAAAUCACUAGCAUAUCAGUUGAAAUUCACUUGUUUCUUCCACCGAAUGAGAUAAACUGGUGCGCAAAGUAAUACUCUAACCUAUUUUCCAAUGCCGACAUUGUGCAAUUUAGGUCUAUAGGUAGAUAGCGGUAGAUAGAUGAAUUAAUAAAUUGUAAAUUGUAAAAUAUACACUUUUAAGAGCGUCUGGUGAAAAACCAGCGACACAAAAAGUGAGGUUAAAUUUUGACAUUUUUUCACAGAAAAACUUAAAUAUCUCCGAAAGUAUUCAUCACACAAUAUUGGAACAAACUUUAAUUUAAAGAGAAUUUAAUCAGGUGUCUUUUCCAUGUAAAAGUUUUAAUAUUUUUCUAAUAUUUUAAAAAUCCUGAGGGAAAAACUUUUGUGUCGCUGGUAAUUUUUCAAAAUCCGCUCUUAACCUUCAAUUAAAUACGAUUAUUAUACAAUGUAGCAACAAAUAAGUCAAACAACAAUAAUAUAUUAUAUUAACAAACAAUUACUGCUAAUGUAAACAAAUAAAUUCUUUAAACUUUA
Molecule: messenger RNA, 2303 nt
Organism: Dalotia coriaria
Lineage: Eukaryota; Metazoa; Arthropoda; Insecta; Coleoptera; Staphylinidae
Product: progestin and adipoQ receptor family member 4
Exons: 4
Coding region: 176-1093 (305 amino acids)
Cellular component (GO): membrane
Molecular function (GO): signaling receptor activity
Source: RefSeq, a predicted model, not a curated record